CAUUGUUGAAUCGGUAAAUGGAAGAAGGUGAUCGUGCAGCAAAGAAGCAGAAAAUGUCGGCUCUGGAACAACUUAAGAAAAUAACUACCAUCGUCGCCGAUACCGGUGACUUUGAAGCUAUCAAUAUCUAUAAGCCUACCGAUGCAACAACUAACCCAUCGCUUAUUUUGUCUGCGUCAACUAUGGAACGCUAUCAAUAUCUAGUUCGCAAUGCUGUUGAUUAUGGAAAAUCUAAAGCAGGAUCUUUGGAAAAUCAAGUAGCUGAAGCCAUGGAUUAUCUCUGCGUCUUGUUUGGCUGUGAGAUUUUAAAAAUCGUUCCUGGACGCGUUUCCACUGAAAUUGAUGCUCGCAUUUCGUUUGACACUGAGAAAAGUGUGGCCAAGGCAUUGAAAUUGAUAGACUUGUACAAAUCCUUUGGCAUCGAUAAGGAGCGCAUUUUGAUUAAACUUGCUUCCACUUGGGAGGGUAUCAAGGCCGCCGAAAUUUUGGAAAAGAAACACGGCGUACAUUGCAAUCUCACGCUACUGUUCUCAUUUGGUCAGGCUGUCGCUUGUGCCGAAGCUGGCGUUACGCUGAUCUCGCCAUUUGUCGGUCGAAUCUUGGAUUGGUAUGUGGCAAAUACAGAAUCAAAGAAAUUUGAACCCCUUCAGGAUCCCGGAGUGGUUUCUGUGACGAACAUUUACAAUUACUACAAGAAAUUCGGUUAUAAAACUUUGGUAAUGGGUGCAUCAUUCAGAAAUAUUGGCGAAAUUAAGGCGCUAGCUGGAUGCGAUUUGCUCACCAUCAGCCCAUCGUUGCUGAAGGAACUGGAGAACGAUGUGAGCGCUGUGAAACCGCAUUUGUCGGUAAACAAUGCUAAACUACAGGAUAUUGAGAAGAUUUCAGUGAACGAGAGCAAAUUCAGAUGGCUUCUCAACGAAGAUGCCAUGGCAAAUGAUAAGCUAUCAGAAGGCAUUAGGAAAUUCGCUGUGGAUACGGUGAAACUAGAAAAUCUUAUUAAGAAGCAAUUUGCUUAAGCUUCUUCAAGAGCUUCUUAGUUUGUCUUUUGGUAGAUCAGGUGUAAUGUAAUGUGAAAAUUGACAAAGUGAAUUCCUUGCAUUUACUUAAAUAAACAUAUUUUUUAUAUCGAAA
Molecule: messenger RNA, 1131 nt
Organism: Drosophila nasuta
Lineage: Eukaryota; Metazoa; Arthropoda; Insecta; Diptera; Drosophilidae
Gene: Taldo
Product: transaldolase
Exons: 3
Coding region: 18-1016 (332 amino acids)
Biological process (GO): pentose-phosphate shunt; pentose-phosphate shunt, non-oxidative branch; carbohydrate metabolic process
Cellular component (GO): cytoplasm; intracellular anatomical structure
Molecular function (GO): transaldolase activity
Source: RefSeq, a predicted model, not a curated record